Molecule: messenger RNA, 792 nt
Organism: Marasmius oreades (fairy-ring Marasmius)
Lineage: Eukaryota; Fungi; Basidiomycota; Agaricomycetes; Agaricales; Marasmiaceae
Exons: 3
Coding region: 1-792 (263 amino acids)
Source: RefSeq, a predicted model, not a curated record
AUGGAUGCAACCCCUCAGCGAGACACUGAAUUCUACUUUGACACAAUCACGUUUCUUGUCGAUAAUAUCAUUUUCAAAGUCCCUUCUCAGUACAUUCACGAGGAGUCGGAAGUGUUCGGUGCUGGGGCACAAAUAUCCGCUCAAAGUGAUGAAGGAUCGUCGGACGCGAAUCCCGUGAAACUUUCACCCUUGCCCCACGGAUGUAGUGCCGAAGAUUUCAGACAUCUCCUUAGGAUUAUCGUUGCUUUGACUGUGAAGCUACCUACACCCAAGAGCUAUUCAUUGGAGCAGUGGCUCUCCGUACUCAAGCUCUCGACUGCCUGGUUUUUCUCCGACAUACGCACGCUGGCUAUGGGGGAAGUAACAGCGUCAACAUCUCACUAUACUAACGAUCAGUGGAUCACAGUACUGGACUUUGCUCAUAGCCAGGGUUCUGACCGGUUCUCUGACCUUCGUGAUCUUGCUAUUACCCGCAUAUCUGGAUUCAAUUUCAGUUCCAAGGUGGACCAGGUCCUCAUGGGCCGGAAGUAUCUCCACAAACCGUGGAUAAUACAGGGGUUAAGAGAUCUCGUCAAUGCAUCUGCCCUGCCCUCUUUAAAGGAGCUCACCCGGCUAGGACAAAAUACCGUCCUUACCUUACUCUACAUGGCAUUUCAGAGAGCGCAGAGCAUGGGCACGAACAGGGGAUAUCAUCAUAGUUACUCAUACCGUGGCCCUUAUAACGAUGUAGAGGUUGAGGAGUAUUUUGUUGAUGAGAUUAUUUCGCUUUUCCCAGUCUCUCGCCCUAGCUGA